Messenger RNA from Sarcophilus harrisii (Tasmanian devil), 5341 nucleotides. It is a transcript of the gene AASDH, whose product is annotated as aminoadipate-semialdehyde dehydrogenase. Gene Ontology annotation, biological process: amino acid activation for nonribosomal peptide biosynthetic process. Bases 370 to 3717 code for a protein of 1115 amino acids. The record is from RefSeq and is a predicted model, not a curated record. Gene Ontology annotation, molecular function: protein binding. Lineage: Eukaryota; Metazoa; Chordata; Mammalia; Dasyuromorphia; Dasyuridae. The transcript is spliced from 15 exons.
CCCCCGACUAAGCGGGAUCUUACAGGUGCCCAACUGCGGACGACGCGUGGUUUAACAAUUCGCAAAAAACGGCAAGUGCCAAAAAGUCGAUAGCGGGAUGCUCUGAGCCGAUAGGCCCUUACCCUGUCUGCCUCAGUUUCCUCAUCUGUAAAACGCGCUGGAGAAGGAAACUCCAAAGGCGCCCAAGCGAGACUGAAAGCCAAACACAAGCGCUUUGGUUCUUCGCUACUUCCGGUCUAGGCAGGCGAUGACCCGGCGCCGCUUAACGCAGUUCCUUCGUCGCCGUCAGACGUUACGGAGUCUGACGUCAUUCACCAACGCGAGGGAUGACGCGGAGCGAGGCGUAGAAGAAAUCAAGUUUCUGUGAAAAUGACUCUUCAAGGAAUGGUGCUUCAAGCUGCUGCCCUGUAUUCUGACCAGAUAGCUGUAUGUUUUGAUGGAUGUAAUAAACAGCGGCCAGUUUAUUAUACCUACAAAUCGAUGGUUAAUUUUGCCUCCGAAUUAUCUAGCUUUUUGCAGUCAAAGUGCACAUUUGAAGGGAUUCGUGAAAUUGGGCUUUACUGCUAUCCAGGAAUAAAUUUACCAUCUUGGAUUUUGGGAAUUCUUCAAGUCCCUGCUGCAUAUAUUCCUGUUGAUCCAGAUAUACCACCAGAGUUAUCAACCUAUUUUAUGAAAAAAUGUAAUCUCAAGUAUAUCCUUGUUGAAAAAAACCAAGUCCAUAAAUUCAAAUCUUCACAUGCAACUUGGUUAAAUAAUAUCAUUACAGUAGACCAUACUGAUUUAACUCUUUUUGAACUUCACUGGAAUGAGAUUGAUGUGGACUUGGCUCUACAUGCUAAAAAAGAGAAUGAUAGAAAGGAAACAAUGAAGGAUUGCAUCAAUUCUUUGAAUGGCAAUGAAGAAAACGAAAAAGAAUGCAUGGAUGUCAGAUUGCCACAUUGCUUGGCUUAUGUUCUACAUACAUCAGGAACUACAGGAAUCCCCAAGAUUGUUAGAGUACCUCAUACAUGUAUAGUACCAAAUAUUCAACAUCUUCGGACACUUUUUGAGAUCACACAUGAAGAUAUUAUUUUCAUGGCUUCCCCUUUGACAUUUGAUCCAUCUGUUGUGGAGAUGUUUCUUGCUUUGACAAGUGGAGCAUCUCUGCUUAUAGUUCCCAAUGCUAUUAAAAUGCUGCCAUCAAAAUUAGCUACUGCUCUAUUUCACCAUCACCACGUGACAGUUCUCCAGGCUACACCAACACUGGUUAGAAGAUUUGGAUCUCAGCUCAUCAAGUCAUCUAUUUUGUCGGCCACAACUUCACUUCGUGUAUUAGCCCUGGGUGGUGAAGCCUUCCCGCCAUUGAGCGUCCUCAGAAGCUGGAGGCAAGAAGGCAACACGACUCAGAUAUUCAAUCUCUAUGGUGUCACAGAGGUAUCCAGCUGGGCAACAUGCUACAGGAUUCCAGAAGAGGAUUUGAGCUGCACUCUGGGAGUCGAGUCCCCUGUGCAUUUGGGCUUUCCAUUGCUCGGAACAAUAGUCGAAGUCAGAGACGCAAAUGGUUUGACAGUUCAAGAAGGCGAAGGCCAAGUUUUUUUAGGUGGUAAGAAGCGGGUAUGCUUUCUUGAUGGUGAAAUAACUGUACCUUUUGGUACAAUGAGAGCAACUGGUGAUUUUGUUACUGUGAAAGGUGAAGCAAUGUUUUUCUUGGGACGAAGAGACAGUCAAAUUAAACGUCAUGGCAAACGUAUUAACAUUGAAUGUAUACAGCAGGUUGCUGAAGGAAUUUGUCAAGUAGAAUCCUGUGCAGUUAUAUGGUAUCAUCAGGAAAGAUUAAUUCUGUUUGUGGUGACCAAAGAUGAUUUAGUGAAGGAUGGUAUUUUAGGAGAACUUCAAAAGCAUCUUCCAAGUUAUGCAGUUCCAGAUGACGUUGUGGUGAUUGAAGCCUUGCCAUUUACAUCUCAUGGCAAAAUCGAUCUGUCAAAGUUAACCAAGAUUUACUUUAACUACAUAAAUUUGAAGUCUAAUGGUACUCUUAAAGGAAAAGAAGAACUGUGGGAAAGAUUACAGUACUUGUGGAAGUCCUCUCUGAGACUUCUGGAAGAUCCUUUGGAAGUUUCUAAAGAUUCACUCUUCCUUAGUAAUGGUGGUGAUUCCUUAAAGUCCAUUUGGCUCAGUAAUGAGAUUGAGACUCUAGUAGGUAGAUCAAUACCUGGUCUUCUAGAAGUUAUCCUCAGUUGCUCGAUCUUAGAUAUAUACAAUCACAUUCUCCAAGCAGUGUUUCCAGAUGAAGAUACACUACUGAAUAGGAGUUACUGUCCAAAAAGAAAAUUCAGUGAAAUGAAUAGAGGAGAAAUAAGUGCCAAAUACAUAGAUCAGAAGUCUGGAAGGCCUGUGAAUUCUGGCAAAGAGCAAAAUGCUUUUAUUGCAUUGAGCAGAGGAAAUCAGAUUUUAUUUGUUAAUGUCUCUGAGUCUGUAAAGAAUUCCCUAAGUAUGGGACAGAGUAUGGGAACUCAGUUAGGAAAAAACCCUUCAGUACCUUCUGAUUUCAUUUCAUCUGAGGAGACCAGUUUUGUUCAAAAUGUGACAAGCAAAAAUCCUUUAACAGUUACCAGGAAGAUGAAUGGUGCAGAAGAGAUCAGCCCUGUGUCAGCAAUUUCAGAAGAUGAGACUUCUGUGAGAGCAUCUGAGAAAAUAAAGUUCUGUGUCAGGUGGAAGUCCAAUACUGGCAAAUGUGUGGAUGCUUCACCUCUCAUUGCAGUAUUACUUCUCAGUCAAUCAUCUGCAACUGUCUACAUUGGAUCCCAUUCUCACAGGAUACAAGCAAUUGAUCUUUAUUCUGGGAAAGCAAAAUGGGAACAGAUCUUGGGAGAUCGAAUCGAAUCCUCAGCUUGUCUUUCUCCUUGUGGAAAUUUCAUUAUAGUGGGCUGCUAUAAUGGCUUAAUUUAUGUGCUCGGAAACAGUGAUGGAAAAAUACAUUGGAUAUUUGCCACCAAAGAUACUGUUAAAAGCUCUGCAACCAUGGAUCCAUCCACAGGUCUCAUAUAUGUGGGAUCUCAUGACCAUCAUGCAUACGCUUUGGAUAUUUAUAAGGAGAUCUGUGUUUGGAAGUCACAUUGUGAAGGAACUGUCUUUUCUUCACCAUGUAUAAGCCUCGUGCCCCAUCACUUAUAUAUUGCUACACUGAAAGGACUUCUAUUGGCCUUAAAUCCUGCUACUGGAAGUAGAGUUUGGACACAUUCCUGUGGAAAACCUCUUUUCUCUUCCCCACAAUGCAACUUGCAGUAUGUGUCUAUUGGUUGUGUGGAUGGGAAUUUGUACUGCUUUAACCACAUGGGACAACUGGUCUGGCAGGUCUCUACUAAUGGACCAGUUUUCUCAUCCCCAUGCAUCUCUGAUUCAGUGAGGCAAGAAAUCUUUUGUGGCUCUCAUGAUCGCUGUAUCUACUGUUAUAAUACAGAAGGACAUUUCCAAUGGAAAUUUGAGGCUACCGCAAGUAUCUAUGCAACGCCAUUUACUUUCUAUAACCGCAGUCUCAGUAGUGACAUGCUGCUUGCAGCAGCAUCUACUGAUGGCAAACUGUGGAUCUUGGAUGCUAAAAGAGGACAGCUACAGACUGUUUAUAAGCUUCCUGGAGAAGUUUUUUCAUCUCCUGUGGUUUGGCAAUCAAUGCUCGUUGUUGGAUGUCGAGAUGAUUAUGUUUAUUGUCUAGAUUUGUUGACUGUCGCUGAAAAAUAACCAUCCUGGAGCCCUUCUGAAGUGUUUUUGUCAGUACCAGAUAGAUAGAAAUUUUGUUUUACAGGUACAGAAAGAUGGGCCUAGACACUGUCCAUAUCAAAGAUCUUUUGAUUAUUAAAUGAUUAAUCAGGGAAUGACUGUUUUUGAAUGUCCUUUGUUUUACAGGUCAUAAUUAUGAGCUGCUUACACAUAUCAUACUAAUAGUUUUAUUUACCACUGGGUAUGAUUGUCAAUGUAUGCCAUUAGGUAUUUCAGUUAAAAAAAAAUCUUGGGUCUAGAAAUAGAGAAUUGAGUGACUUGUACAAAGUCGCAAAGAUUAAGUUAGGGAAUGGAAAGUAGGAUUUUUGAUUCCAAAUCUAGUCUUAUUUUUCUGUACAUUAAAAAUGUUUGUCUUUUUACUUCUAUUGUACAUAAUUGUUUAUUAAAAUGCUCAUUGAAUUGGAUAACAUUUCAUAGGAUACUUAAUGAGAACAAGCUCUUUGCUUGCUGUUGUGCUGCCUAUCUUUUCUCAGUGAGAUUUACAGCACACUUGUAUUUUUAUUGUUUUUACAAGUGAACAAGGUUCCUAUAUUAGGAAGUAAAAUGACCAGAUGAUUUCAGUUAACCUCCACUCUUAUAUUUUCCCUUCCCUGAGCACUAUGAUAAGUUAUUUUCCUAUAGAUUUUAAUUCUUAACUCUUAAUUUGACGUAAGGGUUAUCUUACAUAUCUUUUAUGUUAACAGUGAGAAAAUUUUAAUUAAUAAUUUCUCAGUUAUUUUUCCUGAAAUCUCAGCAUAUGAUUCAAAGUAAUUUCCUAACAAAAUACCUAUGAAUUAACCAUAGUAGUGACUUGAGUAUUAGUUAUAGGGCCUCCUGCUGGAUUUUCUUUCAUCCCUUAUAAAGAAUUCACUAUUGUGAAUAAUCUAGUCUGUACACAAAUACACUGUAAAGCCACAAACAUUAGGUUGGGUUUGUUUUUUUGGUAGCUACUUUACCAAGUUCUUGAAUUAGUUUCUUGUAUGGACAAGAUGAAUUCCUGUUUGGAAUACAAAUCAAAUUUCUUUUUACUGCUAAAUGCUUAAACAUUUUUUUCCCUACAACCAGUGAGAACUAUAGUGAAACAAUAUCUAAAAUGAAAAUAUUCCAAAAUUUUCUAGUUCAACAAGUGUCAUAAGUAUAUUUAAUGAAAUUUCAUUUUCAGUGAAAACACUAGAUAAAAACUAUAGUUUGAAAUGAGAUUGUCUUGCUACUGGAGCACUUACAGAUUUUUUUUAUUGAAAGAUCUUCUCCUUCCCUUUCCCCCCAACCAUAACGGAUGAUUUACAUUAAAACCAUAUACAACCAAAAUCUAUAGUUAAAAUUACAGUAAUGUAUCUUUUCAUUAUCUCUUGACUUGAUUUUGUUGGUAAAAACAUUUCUGGGCACCUAUAGCUUUCUAAAGAUUCUGCUUUGAAAUAAGUAAAACUAAAUAAGAGACACAAUUAUACUGUACAUUUGUUGAUAACUGACUGGAUUAUAAUUUAGUGGGAAUUAAUGUGUAUAAGAAACAAUUUUACUUGAAAAAUUAAAAAAUAAGUAAACAAAAACUUAUACACGUUUUCUAAUUUUAUACAUAAUUAUGUGAACAAAGAUUAAUGGUAGAUAA